Seriola aureovittata is the source of this 1648-nucleotide messenger RNA. Its product is annotated as interleukin-1 receptor type 1-like. The record is from RefSeq and is a predicted model, not a curated record. Bases 183 to 1238 code for a protein of 351 amino acids. The transcript has 8 exons. Lineage: Eukaryota; Metazoa; Chordata; Actinopteri; Carangiformes; Carangidae. Gene Ontology annotation, molecular function: interleukin-1 receptor activity.
AUAGAGCGAGGGAGGCAGAGAGGGGAAAGAAGAGGCAGAGAGAAGAAGGGAGACGGACUUUUAUAAAUAUAAGGUAGUGUGAAAUUUGGCUUAAAGAGGAAAGAAAACUGUUUUUGCUGUUUUUUUCUGUGUUUCAAAGCCUUUUGUGACCUGUCAGUGUCCUUGGACAGAAGUGAUCCACCAUGGGUCUGAUUUCAACAUUAGGAAGUCUUCUGAUUUUCAUCGGGUUAUAUGGGAUCUGUACAGGAUUUGAGCAUGAGAACUGUACCAACUACAAGACCCAGUUUGAGAGGGUUCUCUCGGUUCCUGGGGACAUGGCUAUGCUGAACAGCACCUUAGUAUCUCCAGACGUCUUUAACAUCACAACUGUCCCAUACAGCAUCACCUGGUAUGACCCAAAGACAGGUCAAUUAAUGAGCAACCAGACCGGUCGAACCCUUGUGCAUGGAGAGACUCUGUGGUUUCUUAACGCAACGCUGGAGGACAGUGGGGAUUAUGUGACCAUACUGAGAACUCCUUUUCACUGCUACAUGCAGGCCACCAGUCUUGUAGUGGAACCACCAGUUGCUGGAGAGUGUGGAAGCCCAAGGAAAGUUUUUCAAUCACUUACACUUGGAGUCGCCGACACCCUGUCCUGCCCUCUGAAGGACUAUAUCAAUAAACUGGACAGCUACAACAUCAGUUCUUCCCUCACGUGGUACAGAGGUUGUGAGCCCAUAGUGGAGGGGAAAGAUGGGUAUAGCUACAGGGAUAGGACCAAAAUAUCGAUUAAAAAGGUGGAAGAGCAACACAACAGCACCCACACCUGUACUCUGACCUUCACCCUCGGUGGCAUCACGGGAUCCGUGUCAGAGACAAUUAAAGCAGAGGUCACAGAUGUGUACGCUAUGGUUCCACAAGUGCAUGAACCAGCCAAUGAAAUAAUUAAGGCACAGAUGGGGUCCAGUUUCACCAAACGGUGCCGUGUGUUUGUGCCGGGUAUCGGGGUGCACUUUAUUGAUGUCAUUUGGUCAUCCAGAGAUUACAUUUUCAGUACCGACCCCUCUGACAGAGUCUACACAUCAGAACAACGUUCGUCAAUACAGCAUAGUCCUAAACCAGGUUUGUGGUUGGAGCGUCUGUUGACGGUUUCUGAGCUGAGGGAAGAAGAUUUUCACAUCAACUACACUUGUAUAGUGUUCAGUUCCCACGGCAUGCCUCAGGGAUAUUUUACUCUGCUACCAGCAGGUAGAAAAUAAGAGAUAAAGGGGCGUCGUGUAGCGUAGUGGUUUAAGCUGGCGCCCCAUGUGUAGAGGCUACAGUCCUCGCUGCAGUUGGCCCCGGUUCGAAUCCCGCAUCGGACGGCCUUUCGCUGCAUGUCAUUCCCCCUCUCUCUGCCUCCCUGUUUCCUGUCACUCUCCACUGUGCUGUCCAUUAAAGGCAUUAAGCCGAAAAUAAGAGAUAAACCGAGAUUAAUUAGUCGGCCGAUUAACUGUUUGUUUGUUUUUUCACAAUCUUAGUUUUCUUUGAUAACCUGUUGAUAUGUUAUUCAAAAUAAUAAGUCGAGUGCAUAUCUACUUAAGCAAACAUACAGAGACAAUGUACAUUUUUCAAAUGUUUGUUCAAGUAAAUAAUACAUUUGUGUUAAAUAAAUGUUCAUUUCAGUUCA